AUGUGCGGUGGGUCCAUACUGAACCAGAACUUGGUACUGACAGCAGCGCACUGCGUCGAUGAUUGUAUAGAAGAGGACAAUAUACUUGUAAAAUAUGGCAAUAAAAUGAUUUAUGAAAUGAAACAAACAUCAACAAAGAAAACGGUUCAUCAUGAAGAUUACGAUGAUUUCUAUAUGUUGAAUGAUAUAGCACUAGUAUUGACUAAGGAAAGAAUACCAUUGGAUAGCGUUGUAAAGAGAGUCAUACUAAUGAAAUCGCCACCUGUAGUAACAGAUGCCUACGUUUCGGGAUGGGGAGUGGACGAAUACAAUGUGGUAUCACAUGCAUUAAAACACACAACCGCAUUAGUGCGAGAUGUAAAAACAUGCGUACAAGUAAUGGGUUCGAUUCCUGAUGGCACAUUUUGUGCGGGACCCAUUACAGGAAUCGGUGCGGCAAAUCGUGGUGAUUCCGGUAGUGCUCUCGUAAUCAACAAGUACAUUCAAAUUGGUAUCGUGUCAUACAAACUUAAAGACUACACUUUAGUAACUUAUACAAAUGUGUCCUACUUCAUGGAUUGGAUACAGGUCAAUUCUGUAGAACUUUUCUGUUACAACGAAACUGAAUCGGCGAAUUGA
Molecule: messenger RNA, 618 nt
Organism: Amyelois transitella
Lineage: Eukaryota; Metazoa; Arthropoda; Insecta; Lepidoptera; Pyralidae
Product: trypsin eta-like
Exons: 3
Coding region: 1-618 (205 amino acids)
Biological process (GO): proteolysis
Molecular function (GO): serine-type endopeptidase activity
Source: RefSeq, a predicted model, not a curated record